UUGUAUCAAGCACACUCAAGAGCAUUAGGAUUUAGUAUUAGGAAACAAACUCUAAGGAGGAGGAGAAUUGAUAAUUCAAUAUACGAAUUCUACUUGGUUUGCUCAAAGGAAGGAGGCUCAAAAUCAACAAACAAAAUAACAGAACCAAAAGAAAAAGACACACAACAAGAAAAACCUGUUCAGAUACCAGAUGUUGAGCAGCCAACCAACAAAAGAAAGGAAAGAGUAGUCAAUGAAACAAGAACAGCAUGCAAAGCCAUGGUCAGAUUUAAGCAAGAAAAACCUGGUGAAGACUUUGUUGUAGUAGCUCAUGAGUUGCAGCACAACCAUGAGUUGGUAAUACAACAAGAAAUACAUCAUCUGAAACAAGAAAGGAAGAUAACUGAACAAAAAGGACAACUAAUACAAACAAUGGUUGAAUCUGGCAUAAAGCCAAUGCAUGCAUACAACUUUUUGUGUCAUGAGGCUGGAUCAGAAGAAGUAGUGGGCCACACAAAAAGGGACCAUCUAAACUAUAUCACACAGUACAGAACAAGAUUGGUUGAAGGAAAGGAUAUGCAGAGUGUGUUGGACUUACUUCAGCAAAGAGCGGAUGAUGAUCCUGCAUUCUUCUACAGGCUGAAAUUUGGGGAACAUAACAACAUCGUCAGCUACUUUUGGCGAGAUUCAAUGAUGUUGGAGGACUUCAAAGCAUAUGGAGAUGUUAUGAUAUUUGACACAACAUAUAGGACAAACAAAUAUGGACUGAUAUGUGCACCAUUUGUUGGCAUAAAUUGCCAUUGGAAAACAACAAUGUUUGCAUGUGCUUUCAUAACUAAUGAAAAGGAAGAGAGCUUUGAAUGGCUACUAGAAACAUUCAAGAGAGCAAUGUGCCAACAAGAGCCAAAGACAAUUUUCACUGAUCAAGAUAAGGCAAUGGGCAAUGCAAUUGAAAAGGUUUUCCCAAAUACAAGACAUAGGCUUUGCCUUUGGCAUAUAGAGAAGAACUUUGCUUUGAAGAAUUGUGGGCGAAAAUGAUGGAAUUGUAUGGACACGAGAAAAAAGAAUGGUUCGAGCAAGUAUAUGAUCAGAGACACAAGUGGUGCACCGCAUUAAACAGGGAUAUGUUUUCAGCUGGAAUCUUAUCAUCACAAAGAAGUGAAGUCACAAAUAAGGCAAUAUCAUUCAAUGCAAAAGCAACAACAAACCUGUUUGAAUUCUAUCAUAUAUUUGAGCAAACAGUGAAAAGAUGGAGAAGCAAUGAAACUAGUGACAACUUCCGGAACAGAACUGAACGUCCCAAAGCCGUCAAAUCCAAAUCAAAGCUUCUGAA
Beta vulgaris subsp. vulgaris (sugar beet) is the source of this 1312-nucleotide messenger RNA. Its product is annotated as protein FAR1-RELATED SEQUENCE 5-like. Bases 259 to 1017 code for a protein of 252 amino acids. The transcript is spliced from 3 exons. NCBI's taxonomy places the organism in Eukaryota, Viridiplantae, Streptophyta, Magnoliopsida, Caryophyllales, Amaranthaceae. The record is from RefSeq and is a predicted model, not a curated record.